AAUAAAUGAUAGGACGUUAACCAAUUAGGCAGCUUUCCAAAUGUGCGGACGUGAGGGAUUAUAAACACAAAUAUAAAGCGAGAAUCUGCGAUCCUGCGCAAACUUUAAAAGAGGGAGAUAGAGAAGAAAAAAAAAAAAACAACAACACACACCCCACACAUACAUUCGCCCUUCGUUUUUAUUUAUGGACGCUCUUCUUGCUAACAAGUAUCUGAUAUCCUGUCCUGAGGACCUGUCGAUCUGCUGGACAACUCCGGUGAAGCUUCUGAGGACUUUAUUCUACGAAGCACCUGUAGUGUAGCCGCCACGUCCGUUUUGGGCUGCAGUUCUUUUAAAUAAGGAAGUUCGCUUGACGAUUACGCAACGGCUUACAAUUUAGAACCGAAAGUAAGCAAGGAACGGGACACCGCCCUGUGUGUGCAUAUAUUUUUCCUGAAGGGGCGGAUUAUUUCACGAUCGUUUAGGCAGUCUGUGGCCCAUUAAGGUGCGGGGAGGCGGGGUACAGAAAAGCGCAGUCCUCGUGGCAGAGCGCACCUGCUCCGACUCGCUCGACUCAUUUGAACGGUGAAUGCUUGCUUCUGUAACGGUGUGAGGGUGAACGCCGUCGCCACCACCACCACCUGAGGACUUCAACCGGUGUUUCCUUCACAAAAGAAUCUGGACGAAGCUGGCUGGGAAGAUACACAUAUGAAAGCCGGAGAGAGUAUGGAGGCCUUAAUUAAGGUCACUGCAAAUCGGCCAAAGAUGAAACGAAAGUGGAUCAUCUUGUUUGCUUGUGCAGUCAUCUUGAUUUUGAUCUACAGUUUUGUUUUACCUUCUUCAUUAUUCAACAUUAUUAAUCUGAGCAUAGCUAAGACCCCUUCCAUUUUUACUACACAUAACCCCACCAGGCACACGUUUGUUGCCUUUUCAGCCUUUCUGGAUGAUAGGGACUCAAAUUCUGCCUCUCCUGUGAUCCGAGUCAUUGGCCUCAACAACCUGGACCAUAAGGAGAAGGUGUACUGCCAUGUUCGGUGUGACAGUGGCGUUUACUCCACCCAGGCCAUGGAGCCUGUCCUCUCGAAUGACAUAGGAGUCCCCUCAGGCGUGUCUGCCAUGAUAUGUGAAAACCGCUGUGGCUCUGCUAGUUUGAUUGACAUUUUUGUGAGUACAAAGCAUAAUCACAGUGCCAAUGAAGGGUCAGUUAAAAUUCUUAACACCAAAGAAGGUCGACCCACAGAGUUCCAACAUGGUUUGACCGUUUGCAUUAACAAGGUAUUGGAUGAGUACAGUAAUGUCCUCCAACUCAUCCAGUCUAUCGAGAUGUACCGACUGCUGGGGGUGGGCAAGGUGUGGGUGUACAAAAUGAGCUGCUCAGACAGGAUGCAGCAGGUGCUUGACUACUACGCUCAAGAUGGCUUCAUCGAAGUCCUCAGUUGGGACAUUUCUCAGAUGUUUAAGUCAUCCCACAAAGAGACUUUACAGCACAUCCAGGAUAUAUUUUCAAUUGAUUGUGUCUACAGGAACAUGUACACAAGCAAAUAUGUCCUGCUCAAUGGACCAGAGGAAAUCCUCAUUCCUAACCAACAUGAAAACUUGACUGAGAUGAUGGAGGAGAUGGAACAUCAGCAUGAAGGAGCCGAGGCAUUUGUCUUUAAUGUGCACGUCUUUUCUGCUGUUGCCCCUGACAUGGACAGCCUUACUUCUAAUAAACAGUGGCCCGCUGAUCCCGGACUGAACAUUUUAUACUACCACUUCAACAAGGGAGUAGAGAGUGAUGAGAAGAGGAUGGUUAUAAACCCCAGGGUUAUUUUCAAUUUAGAUCAUCUUUCAGUGGAUUACAGUGGGAAGUGGGUCAAGAUCCCAAGUGACAUGGCUCAGUUACGCCUUUAUCAGAAUCCAAUCGCCACCAAAUCUGGGGAGAUCCCUGAGAACGAAGACAAAAGGCUGGAACAUUACAAGCCCACGCUGGCCGAGAAUCUGGCAGCAGUCUUGAGAUCUUUGCCUAUGCUGACUGAGAACCUGGAGCUGAAGUGGUUCACGCAGUGGACACACUGGCACGUUCCAGUUGUGAGUGAAAACACCUUUAAUCGGGAGGCCCUGAAUCGGCACUACAAGAGUAAAAGGCUCACCAUUGGCCUGACCGUCUUUGCACUGGGCAAGUAUCUGGAUUACUUCCUGGAGCAGUUUCUUGUCAGCGCCGAUAAGUACUUCAUGACAGACCACCGAGUGAUCAUUUACGUGAUGGUGGAUGAGCCUUCCAAAAUCGCCCACGUGGAGUUUGGAGCUAAACACUCCUACAAAGUAUUUCGCAUCAAGAAGGAAAGCCGGUGGCAGGACAUCAGCAUGAUGCGCAUGAAGACGCUCUCGGAUCUGUUGAGUAAGUACAUUCAAUAUGAGGUGGACUACCUCUUCUGUAUGGAUGUCGAUGUAAACUUCAUCGCCCCCUACGGUGUGGAGACCUUAGGAGAACGGGUGGCACAGACUCAAGCUUGGUUUUUCGAGACCACCAAUGAAUAUUUUACCUAUGAGAGGCGACCGGAGUCGGCAGCUUACAUUCCGAUGGGAGAGGGCGAUUAUUACUACCACGCGGCUUCCUUCGGGGGUACUCCCAGUGAGGUGCUGAAACUGGUGGACCACUGCUACAAUGGCAUCAUUGCUGACAAGGAAAAAAACAUUGAGGCCAUCUGGCAUGAUGAGAGCCAUCUCAACAAGUACUUUCUGCUCAAUAAGCCCACCAAGGUCUUGAGUCCAGACUACCUCUGGGAUUUUCAUAUUCAUGGAAAUGAAAAUGCAAAACUCCGUUGGGUACCAAAAGAUUACGGGCAAGUGCGGGAGAACUGAUACGAAGGACAAAGGACACAAAGAGUCAGCUGUGAUUCUACCUCUGAUAAUACGGGUUUUUAUUUCAAUUCCAGGGUUUUACUCAGAAAGGUCGAUGAUCUGGAAUUGCAGGAGUUAAUUCCUAUAUUUAUGCCUUAUUGUUCUAUUUUUAUGAAUGCAGAAACUGAAGAAUAUUAUCUAAACCAUAACAGUUCACCAAGGAAUGCACUUCUCAUGCCAGGGUUUGAGUUUUAAAUUGAUUCUUGAAAUUCAUUUUUUUCCCAGAAUGAUUAGACUUUGCUUUUAGUUUCCAUUUGGGGAAGCAUCUCCAGAAGCUUCACCACUCAUUCAUUUUCAAUUUGUAAUUUUUAUAGACAGGUUAAUAUGAAAAUGUUACAUUUUAUGCUCACAUUCAAUCUCACGGAGUCCACUGGAGACGUCAUUAUGCACAUGAGCUGAAACUAUCAUGAAAGAUGGAGAAACGAUAUUCAAGUUCUCCUAACCUGAUUCCUCAUUAAAACUCCUAAUUGAGGAUUUGUGUUAACUGGUAACUACAAUGUACCAACAUAUUGUGUGGCUACAAGAACAUGGGGUGACGAUUAAUGCAGGAUCACUCAUUAGUGCUGUUGUGCCACCCCAUCAAAUCGAAAAGAAAAAUGAAGGCACACUAGGAUGUUGCAUCUUAUCAGCCGAUGUGCCUGUUGUGGAGGCCCAGUGUGGGUCACAAUGGCCCAUCCGUCCUUAGUCCAUACACUGGGCAUAGUGAUUAGCGGCUUUGCUCCCAAUCACACUUCCCAGUAGUAGAGCUCCUGAAGCGGAUCACAGUAUGGUGAGAUAAUAUCCACAUCGAGAGGUACGCACUCAGGGUCCCCGAGGUUAUGAGAGCUAGCACUUGUGCCAUUGUACCAGCCCUCUCAUGGACGGGCAUCACUACAAUGCCACUUUUUUAUUAUUUGUUUGAAUAUAAUUGUGUUUUUUGUUUUAAUUUAAAUGUGCCAGCUUGAAGAUUCUCAAAGUGGGUGUAUUGGAUUACAGAGUAGCAUUGUGACAUCUGGUUGCUCCUCUCAGUUUUCACUGAAAGCUUGGUGCUGUCCAGUUAUUGACCAUGCCGGUGGGCAGUAGGACCUCUCUAGCAUCCAUCACACUGUUUGCCAUCUCUCAUCUGGUCUGUCUCGGUCUUUCUCUCUCUCUCUCUCUGACACUGGUUUGUCUUACCUUCCUUUUAUGGGACCCCUUCAUCAACGUAGAAUUGGAGCUUUUGUUUUGGGACUGCUCAUCCACUUGCAAUCAUUUAUUUAUUUUAAACUAGUAUGCUGAGCUAUUAACACAAGAAGUUGACUGUGAUUCCACUAGUGUUGUACAGAUGCUAAAAUUUUGACUUCAGCAUCGAGAGCAGCUAUUUUGGACCUCAUUCUCAGUAAGAAAAUCGUAUCAAAGAAAAUAAUGGUUAACCCUGGGUGUCCCACUCCAGCCUCCUGGAUGUACCCCACAAUCACAAACUUCACUGCUAUGACACAAAAACGUGUGCCUCACUGCCUUGACACACUCCAAGGUUCCCCUUUCCUUUCUCCAUUGUGUCAAAGAGCAGAAGAACAAAGUGCCGAACAUCAGGUCUUUUAAACCUGUCGUUUACUUCUGGUACUGAAAGUACUAAACUGUUGGCACCGUAAUGUGUUAAAAAUGACAUUUUUCGGUACAUCUCUUGUAUAUAUUUAUCUUGUGGUUGCGGUCCCGCCCAUACGCAGUCCACAUGGCAUUUCUCGAUUCCUAUUCAUCCUCUUCCAAACCCUUCCCCAAGCUGCUUGCGGCAUCCCAUACAUCACCACGCCGCUUUUGCCUUGGUUACAAAAUGAACGACAGUAUCUUCUCUGUCGACAGGUUUUUGUACAACGUCAUCUCUAUUCCGGGAUCCGGCAACUGCC
This is a messenger RNA of Polypterus senegalus (gray bichir), 4724 nucleotides long. RefSeq lists its product as uncharacterized. Gene Ontology annotation, cellular component: membrane; Golgi apparatus; vesicle. The record is from RefSeq and is a predicted model, not a curated record. Gene Ontology annotation, biological process: carbohydrate metabolic process. The transcript has 6 exons. Lineage: Eukaryota; Metazoa; Chordata; Cladistia; Polypteriformes; Polypteridae. Bases 688 to 2823 code for a protein of 711 amino acids. Gene Ontology annotation, molecular function: hexosyltransferase activity.